CACCUUCACUCACAUUCACAUUCACAACCCUUCGCAUUGCAGCAAACAACACACAAUUUCCGUUCCAUUUAUUUCUCCCCCAACCCCAACCCCUCUCUGCAUAUCAUUCUUAGAUCUAGGGGUUCUCUAGCUGCAGAUCAAUGGCGGUGAAUCUCGGUGCGCUAGUCGCGGUUCUGGCGGUGGUAAUGGCGGUCGGUGUCGCCGCCGACAAAGUGACGGUUGUGAUAUCGCCGGAGACGUCUAAGGAGAUCAAGGUGAAGAAAGUGAAGGGGGAGAAGGUCUGCACUCAGGGCUGGGAGUGCCAGGAAUUCUCCAAAUACUGCUGCAACCAGACGGUCUCCGAUUUCUUCCAGUCUUACCAGUUCGAGAACCUCUUCGCCAAGAGGAACUCCCCCGUGGCUCACGCCGUCGGAUUUUGGGACUACAAGUCCUUCAUCACCGCCUCCACCAUGUACCAGCCGCUAGGCUUCGGAACCACCGGCGGUAAGGAGGUGCAGAUGAAGGAAAUCGCCGCUUUCCUUGGCCAUGUCGGUGCCAAAACUACUUGCGGUUAUGGAGUGGCAACAGGUGGUCCGUUGGCAUGGGGUUUGUGCUAUAACAAGGAAAUGAGUCCCAUGCAAGAAUAUUGCGAUGACUUCUACAAAUACGAGUACCCAUGCGCUCCCGGAGCUCAGUACUACGGCCGUGGUGCCAUUCCAAUAUAUUGGAACUACAACUACGGCAAAAUAGGUCAAGGAAUCAAGCAAGACCUGUUGAACCAUCCCGAGUACGUUGAACAGAACGCGACCAUUGCUUUCCAGGCUGCGAUGCAUCAAUGGAUGACAUCUCCCAAGAAAGGACAGCCCUCACCCCACGAAGCCUUCGUGGGAGACUGGAAGCCCACCAAAAAUGACACCCUGGCUAAAAGAUUCCCGGGAUUUGGAACCACAAUGAAUCUCUUGUAUGGGGAUAGUGUUUGCGGCCAAGGUGAUGUCGACUCUAUGAACGUGAUCAUAUCUCAUUACCAGGAAUACCUCGACUUAUUGGGCGUUGGUCGGGAGAAGGCGGGGCCCCAUGAAGUGCUCACGUGUGCCGAGCAAGAAGUGUUCAAUCCCUCCUACAAGUCGACUUCUUCUUGAAAGGUACACAUAAGACACUUUACCAUUGCUGCAUUUGUGAUCUCCCCUCUCUUUUGAAAAAGCCGUAUAAUAAUAAUAAGAGCAGCCGAAUUUGCCGUGUCGGCUGCCCUAGUUAGUGUGUGUGUGUGAGAUUAUUGUUGGAGGGUAAAGAAAGAAUCAUUCCUUAUGAAAACUUGCUGUUGUUAUACGGGUUUUUUGGUGGGAUGGAUAUGUCUUUUUAUUUUCACUGCUAGUGUAUAUUUGGAGUUGUACAAUUUGCACAUUCUGUAAGUGCUGUGUAAGCUUGCGCUACUUAAGAUUUAUACCAAGAAUUCUUUCCAUUC
Messenger RNA from Andrographis paniculata, 1441 nucleotides. RefSeq names its product chitinase-like protein 1. The coding region runs from base 141 to 1118 and encodes 325 amino acids. The record is from RefSeq and is a predicted model, not a curated record. Gene Ontology annotation, biological process: carbohydrate metabolic process; chitin catabolic process; cell wall macromolecule catabolic process. Lineage: Eukaryota; Viridiplantae; Streptophyta; Magnoliopsida; Lamiales; Acanthaceae. Gene Ontology annotation, molecular function: chitinase activity. The transcript is spliced from 3 exons.